Molecule: messenger RNA, 1179 nt
Organism: Neurospora tetrasperma FGSC 2508
Lineage: Eukaryota; Fungi; Ascomycota; Sordariomycetes; Sordariales; Sordariaceae
Exons: 5
Coding region: 62-1123 (353 amino acids)
Biological process (GO): metabolite repair
Molecular function (GO): ATP-dependent NAD(P)H-hydrate dehydratase activity
Source: RefSeq, a predicted model, not a curated record
CAAAGUUGUUGUGUCGGAGCUUAAGAACACCAAAUCUACUAUUCACCACCACUUUUACGAUAUGUCCUCCGAGUCAUCAACCGGCCCAGAAAUGUCGGCGACAACCAAGCAGAUGCUAAUCCGUGUGCGGCAAAUGGUGCCGCCCAUGCUGGAGAAAUUCCAUAAAGGACAACUUGGUCGUGUAGCUGUCAUCGGCGGUAGCGAGGACUACACAGGUGCUCCCUACUUUUCCGCCAUGGCAAGUGCGAGACUGGGUGCUGAUCUUUCCCACGUAAUCUGCACUCCCAACGCCGCUCAAGUCAUCAAAACCUACUCGCCCAACCUCAUGGUCCACCCACUCAUGCGCUCCUCCCCGCCGGCCCUCAGCUCAUCGGACUCCGGCAGCUCGCCCUCGCUCACAAAGUCCGCUCCUGACACCGACCCUUCCCAGAUAGCCGCCCAGAUCAUUCCCAUGCUCGACAGGCUACACGUCCUCGUUAUCGGUCCUGGUCUUGGCCGCGACCCUCUCAUGCAAGAGACUUGCGCUAAGGUGAUCACCGCGGCGCGCGAGAAGGGAAUUCCCAUGGUUCUCGACGCCGACGCCCUGUUGCUGGUGACCAAGGACCCGUCUCUCAUCAAGGGGUACGACAACGCCGUCUUGACGCCCAACGUGGUCGAAUUCGGACGACUGACCAAAGCGCUCGGCGUGGACGAAGAGGUGGAAAAGGCUGAGGAGACGGCGGGCGAGACGGCCAAGGUGGAGGCGCUGGCUAAGGCGCUCGGCGGCGUCAUGGUUGUGCAGAAGGGAGCCAAGGACUACUUGAGCGACGGCAAGGUGACGCUUACGGUAGACUUGAAGGGUGGUCUGAAGAGGAGUGGUGGACAGGGAGAUACGCUGACGGGAAGUAUUGCCACGUUUUUGGGCUGGCGGAGGGCGUAUCUUGAAGAUCUUUGGGAUCAUGGCCAUAAGCUCAACAAGGAGGAGUUGAUUGGUUUGGCUGUCUUUGGUGGAAGCGCCAUUACGAGGGAAUGCUCUCGUCUGGCAUUUGCCAAGAAGGGCCGCAGUCUUCAAGCAAGCGAUCUCACAGACGAAGUACACACAGCAUUUUUGAACCUGUUUGGCGAGGUUGACGCGAAGCUCUAGAUGGCUUUACUUUCCACUUAAUCCUAAGCGAAGAUAUCCAGGACGAUAAGACUUUC